AUCCGAAUUUCAGCCCCCGCCCUGGUCGAGAACUGAGCUCGGUUCAUUACAGAAAAUCUCCCAAACAUGAACAACGGCGAGUGUCUCCAAUAAUAUCUCGGCGAUGAAACCCUAGUCAAAAAGCGAAAUUCCUCCACGCCUUGCUUAGAUCCCCCAUCUGUUGUGAGGCUUCAUUCAUCCCAAUUUCCUUUUCUUUUCAAUUGUUUCUAAUCAUUCGAGAGUCGUAAUUUUUUUCUUUCCCUUCUGCCCUUAAUUUUCUAGGGUUUUCCUCCAUUUCCAUUUUCUGUUAUUCUUGAAGAUUUGGGAGGCAAUUCAAAAUGGACGGGAACAAAGAUGACGCUUUAAAGUGCUUGAGAAUCGGGAAAGAAGCGUUGGAGGGUGGGGAUCGAACACGAGCCCUCAAAUUCGUCACCAAAGCCCGCCGUCUCGAUCCCUCGCUACCCGUGGACGAUCUCCUAUCGGCGAUAGAGAAAGACUCCAAUGGAACCGCCGAUCGACCUGCCCAAGACUCUGAUGGCCCCGUUAAAGGCCCAUCCGAACCGCCGCCACCUCCAUCGAGGUCGUCCGAUCACCCCUCUCUCCGCCAUCGGGUUCCAUCGGCAGGGCCGUCUUCGUCUUCAGCAUCUUCAUCAGCCUCGUUCACGGAAGAGCAAAUUGCGAUGGUGAGACAGAUCAAGAAGAAGAAGGACUACUACGAUAUUCUGGGACUUGAGAGGACUAGUACAGUUGAAGAUGUUCGAAAGUCCUACAGGAAACUCUCUUUGAAGGUCCACCCAGAUAAGAACAAGGCCCCUGGUGCCGAGGAAGCCUUUAAGGCCGUGUCGAAGGCGUUUCAGUGUCUGAGCAACGAGGAAAGUAGGCGCAAGUAUGAUAUUUCCGGGUCGGACGAGCCGGUUUACGAGCGGCGGGCGGCUCGGCGUGGCGCUGCGCAAGGGUACAAUGGGUUUUACGAUGCCGAGUUUGAUGCGGAGGAAAUCUUUAGGAACUUCUUCUAUGGAGGAAUGGCUCCGGCGACAACUCAGUUUCGCGGAUUUAGCUUUGGGCCAGGAAUGAGGCCUACCGGGGCUGAUACCGGGUCUGCUGGUGGGUUCAAUGUUAGGAUGCUAAUUCAGUUGCUGCCGGUGCUGCUUAUUCUGUUUGUCAGCUUUUUCCCAUCGUCGGAGCCCAUCUACGCCCUAUCUCGUUCGUAUCCAUACGAGUACAGGUUUACUACGCAAAAGGGUGUCAAUUAUUAUGUUAAGUCGACAAAGUUUGAUCAGGAUUACCCAUUGGGUACUGCGGAACGUGCGGCCCUUGAAGGGAGGGUUGAGAGGGACUAUUUUUCUAUACUGUCGCAGAAUUGUCGGCUUGAGAUGCAGCGUCGCCAGUGGGGAUUUAUCCGUGAGACACCUCAUUGUGACAUGCUGCAGCGGUUUGAGUCUGUGGCUUGAUUAAUUGUAGCAAAGAUUGGUACUGAUUUAGCAUUGCUUAUUUAAGGAAUGCAUGGAGACUAGAUUCUGCAGAAGGGAUGAAGGGUUAUAGUUGUGGCAUUCCACUUGCACGUUUAAGCUCGUAUAUAUAAUACCACGGAAUUAUGGUUUCAUUUCACAAUCACAAUUUUGUAAACUUUGUCUUCAACCUUUAAAUGCUUGCUGCAGUAUUCAAGAAUGGAUGCUACUUUGAAACAUGACCCGCUUUGAAGGUUAUACACUAUGCUGAAUAUCAUAUUCUUUAUAGUAUAUUAUUAUGUCUAGAAU
Molecule: messenger RNA, 1736 nt
Organism: Juglans regia (Persian walnut)
Lineage: Eukaryota; Viridiplantae; Streptophyta; Magnoliopsida; Fagales; Juglandaceae
Product: chaperone protein dnaJ 49-like
Exons: 3
Coding region: 318-1430 (370 amino acids)
Biological process (GO): cellular response to misfolded protein
Cellular component (GO): endoplasmic reticulum membrane
Molecular function (GO): Hsp70 protein binding
Source: RefSeq, a predicted model, not a curated record